CUUGUAUUCUUAAUCAGGAACCUUGACGUUAUUUUGUACACAUUACGUCAGAAACAUUUGAAACACUUCUCUUGCAGUGGCUCACUACAUUUUGGCCUGGAGUAAGCCUCACAGACUGCAUUAUUUCUGAAGAGUUGUCAUUUCAGAAUGAGGGGUGUUGUAGCUCUGCUGGGGUUGCUGUUCUGUCUGUCUGGGGCAUGGACUCAGGAGGAGAGCGGAGGGGACAGAGAGAGUUUGGUGGAGAGCCACGGGACUGAAGCUACAGAGACUAUUAGCAAACAGACGACCGGCCAGAUCAACACAACCCCUGAUAUCUGGGGUGAGGUAGAGGAGCUUAGAGACAUGGUGGAUAACCUGGGAACCAUGGUGGUGGAGCAGAGAGAGAAGCUGAGGAACAUGGAGAAAAAGCUGGAAAGAAGGUGGAGAGGAAAGUGGCGGAGAGGAGCUGAGGCCAGACUGGAGAGUGAGAAUGCAGCUAUGGGGGCCAGACUGAGUGCCAUUGAGAUGGAGGUGGAAGAGCUGAAGAGAAUGAAUGCAGGCCUGGAGGCCAGAGUGACAGACAGUGAGAAUGGGAACGCAGCCUUAGAGGCCAGACUGAAUGCCAGUGAGGGGAUGGUGGAGGAGCUGAGGAGAGAGAAUGCAGACAGACCAAAGGUGGCCUUCUCUGCUGGUUUGACUAAUGAUGGAUAUUUAGGACCCUUCAAUAGUAUCACCACACUAGUCUACAGAAAGGUCAUCACCAACAUCGGCAAGGCCUACAACCCAAAUACAGGUGUCUUCACAGCACCAGUGAGAGGACUCUACUACAUCAGAUUCACUGCCAUGGGUCUCAAGGGUCCACAGUCCAUAGGUGCCUAUAUUUACCAUAACGACAAGAGUGUUAUGUUCAAUCACCAGAACAAUGACAAUGGACAUAAUAGGUUCUUGUCUAAUGCGUUGACUCUAGAGCUGGAGGCCGGGGAUGUGGUCUACAUGCGUCUCCCAGUAAAUCAGGGGCUCUAUGAUGAAAAGUCAAGUAACUACAACACCUUCAGUGGCUUCCUGCUCUUCCCUAUGUGAAGGGAGCACUCUGAUGUGAGUUUGAGAUCA
Coregonus clupeaformis (lake whitefish) is the source of this 1089-nucleotide messenger RNA. Its product is annotated as heavy metal-binding protein HIP-like. Lineage: Eukaryota; Metazoa; Chordata; Actinopteri; Salmoniformes; Salmonidae. The coding region runs from base 148 to 1059 and encodes 303 amino acids. The record is from RefSeq and is a predicted model, not a curated record. The transcript is spliced from 6 exons. Gene Ontology annotation, molecular function: protein binding.